GUUUUGGGACUGGUUCAAAAUAUGAGUGUUUUCCAGUGUCCCAAAUGUAAACAUGAGACACACAUUUUUGGAGCUGACGGUGUAAGAGAUCUAGCAAAAACUCUUGGACUGGAUAUUUUAGGAGACAUUCCACUGCAUGUUAAUAUACGGGAGACGUGUGACUCGGGACAGCCUGUUGUGGUCUCACAGCCUCAAAGCGAUGCC
Molecule: messenger RNA, 204 nt
Organism: Merops nubicus (carmine bee-eater)
Lineage: Eukaryota; Metazoa; Chordata; Aves; Coraciiformes; Meropidae
Product: iron-sulfur protein NUBPL-like
Exons: 2
Biological process (GO): iron-sulfur cluster assembly; mitochondrial respiratory chain complex I assembly
Cellular component (GO): mitochondrion
Molecular function (GO): 4 iron, 4 sulfur cluster binding; ATP binding
Source: RefSeq, a predicted model, not a curated record